Messenger RNA from Fundulus heteroclitus (mummichog), 1775 nucleotides. It is a transcript of the gene zfpl1, whose product is annotated as zinc finger protein-like 1. Bases 195 to 1175 code for a protein of 326 amino acids. The record is from RefSeq and is a predicted model, not a curated record. The transcript is spliced from 8 exons. Lineage: Eukaryota; Metazoa; Chordata; Actinopteri; Cyprinodontiformes; Fundulidae. Gene Ontology annotation, cellular component: Golgi apparatus.
GAAGUAGAAGUCCGGAAGAGACGUGGCACAUAAACACUCAGAGGAAGCAGACAGCUCAGGUUUGUGAUGACAUCCUCUGUAGCAGCUUUCAGUGGGAGUUUUUGGGAGAUAGCUUAAAUGACAGCACUGCGACACUACUUAAAAGGAACCAGUCUUUUGUAAGUCAGUGUGACAGCUAACUAGCACAUGUGGCCAUGGGUCUCUGCAAGUGUCCGAAGAGGAAGGUGACCAAUUUGUUCUGCUUCGAGCAUCGCGUGAACGUGUGUGAACAUUGCCUUGUUUCAAACCACAACAAGUGCAUUGUGCAGUCUUAUCUCCAGUGGCUCCAGGACAGCGAUUACAACCCAAACUGUGCUCUGUGCAAUAAUCCCCUGACGGCACAAGACACAGUCAGGCUGAUCUGCUAUGAUGUUUUCCACUGGGCGUGUCUCAAUAACCUGGCAUGUCGGCUGCCGCUCCAUACGGCCCCUGCCGGGUACCAGUGCCCCGCCUGUCAGGGUCCGGUGUUCCCACCCUCCAAUCUGGCCAGCCCCGUGGCUGAUGUGCUGAGAGAGCAGCUUUCAUCCGUCAACUGGGCUCGAGCUGGUUUAGGGUUGCCUUUGAUUGAAGAGCCUGCUGGCGUUCCUGAAGAGACAUCAGUUAACGAUGUUUCUGACUACAGAGACUGGUCAACCUUUGAUGCACAAGAAAAAAGUAACAUAUAUUCCAGUCACUCCUAUAACACUAGCCUCAGCCCACCUGCUGUCUCGCCUCCAACACAAGAAAGUUCUGGAGGUCUUCAUAAAAAUGGGGAUCCAAAUAUGUCGGAGCAUUCCGUGAUCAACUUUCCUGCUGCUGCCACCAGCGACACUAUCACAAUGCACACAGCGUCAUCGCCCAGAAAGGUCUAUGACACGCGGGACGCUCACAGCUCCGUCACGCAGGUUGACUUUGACGACGACAAGUACCGGCGGCGACCGACGCUCAGUUGGUUUGCACGCAUUUUAAAAAACCGCACCGGAGGAAAGAAGACAGCUCUGUCCUGGAAGCAGCGAGUCUUCAUGCUCCUUUUGGUCGGAGUUCUGGGAUUCUUCACGUUGAUAAUCAUCAUGGCUAAACUCGGACGUGCCUCAGCCGGCUCAGACCCAAAUCUAGAUCCUCUUCUUAACCCCAACAUCCGCGUGGGGAAAAACUGAGGUUGGAGCAGGGAUCUGUUGUUUUUAUCUGUGUUGAACAGAUACGCGGACAGCCCACCAGAGGGAGCUCUUUACCCAGGGUGUUCCUCUUCUUCCAUCCGAGCUGGUCGGGGUCCCUUUACAGACUGUAAAGAAGCAAUUCUUGAACCAUUUGGCAGGUUCUUGUUGUCCAGAUGAAGGAACACAGAACCUUUUAAAGGUGACCCAAUCCUCGGCGCAUUCACCCAGUGUAUUCAGUUAUUGUUGGUUUGGUGAAGAGGGGCGAUACUUUAUUCAGCUAACAUUUCUCUGUGAUGUUUGUAAGUUAAUUUCUGUUCUUUAGAUUUUCUUUCGAUGCAUUAACUGGGAGAAAUGUCACAAAAAUACUCUCUGCAGUAAAACCGAUUCCCGUUCCUGUAAUUAAAGUGGCUCUGUGUUGCCAUGGGACCUGGAGUUAAAAUGAUCCAGCACAUCCUGCGUUUCUACAACCCUGAUGGUCUGCAUUACCCCUGCAAACAAAGUGCUUUGCUUUUAGAUUUUGCCAUUCACACUGUAUGUAUAUUUUCUUGAUGGUUUUUUGAGUGUCCAUUAAACCGGAGCCGCGCAAAAUGACACAUUUCA